Messenger RNA from Polistes dominula (European paper wasp), 1856 nucleotides. RefSeq lists its product as uncharacterized. Gene Ontology annotation, biological process: regulation of transcription by RNA polymerase II. NCBI's taxonomy places the organism in Eukaryota, Metazoa, Arthropoda, Insecta, Hymenoptera, Vespidae. Gene Ontology annotation, molecular function: protein binding. The record is from RefSeq and is a predicted model, not a curated record. Gene Ontology annotation, cellular component: nucleus.
UCCCCCACACAUCGCGCGUGGCUUGUGUAGGAAGUGGGAGCUUCUUUCGCCCAUCUUACGCGUUUUCCGUUUGGAAAAUGGGCACCGGCUGUCAUUUGAUAGAUAAAUUGUGUUUAUAGAAAAAGGGAAAUUAGUUUGAAAGAUAAUUAAUAUUUUAAGUUUAAUAUUAAGCAGUAAUGAAAUUAUAUAACGGUAUAAUAGUUUGAUAGAAUCGACGCCGAGUAGUGUUGUGUCCUAUGUAUUGUAUUAAGAACGAUGCCUUUAACACAGUGCCAUGAAAAUCUAUGUUGUCUCGCUGUUUACAUUUUUUAUUCUUCAUUCAAUCUUAAAUAAAUUCGAGGAUUAAACGUUUUAUUAAGCUAUUAUUAUAUAUUUAUUGGCAUUGGGGUGGGGGGUAAGUUAGUUACUGCAGUUGACAGUUUUAUCCGUCACGUCGCAUCCCACAUAUCGAGGACUCCCAAUCUUUUUACUCCUACACACCACCACUCAUAUUGAAGCUUGCUGGAUUUCUUGCGGCAAGAUAUAACAGAAUGGGUUCCAGUCAACAAUUUUCUCUUAGGUGGAAUAAUUAUUUAAGACAUAUUACUUGUGCUUUUGGUACGUUAAGGACAGAUGAAGAUCUCGUUGAUGUUACAUUAAGUUGCGAGGGCAAGCGGAUCAGAGCACACAAAAUGCUCUUAUCGGCAUGUAGCACAUAUUUCAGAGAUCUUUUUAAGGAAAAUCCAUGUCAACAUCCGGUCAUAAUAUUUCGUAAUGUAAAAUUUGAUGACCUAGCAGCCUUGGUAGAUUUUAUGUAUCGAGGCGAGGUUAAUGUUGUUCAAGAGCAACUUACUAGCUUUCUAACAACAGCUGAAUUGUUAGCCGUUCAAGGUCUCACCGAUGGUACAGGGAAAGAUAAAGAUGGUUUGGUUGAGGAUGAUUUGGAAAUUCCCAACGAACCAGAAAUACAACUACAGAAUUCUUCUAUUAAAUCUACAGUCGAUACCAAAAGAAGUAAAUCACCUUCUUCACCGAUGCCAUAUCAUGCAGUUGAAUUACAAACCGGAUCACCACCUACUAAGAGACGAAAAUGUCGUGAUAAUACCAACACUAAUACGGAUAAGACAGUUAGCAGCACAUUAUCUGGAAAAGACUCUGACAACAAGAUAUCAGAUAAUCAAACACUAUCUGGCUCAGAUCCUGUUGAAAUAAUUCCAUUAAUGCCCAAUCUAAAGCUAGAAAUGCCUGAAUAUUUGGAACAAGAUGGCAGUAGUUGCAGUUAUGAAGAACAAAGCAUAGGAGAUAGUUCAUUGAACAAAUUUGGAAUUGAAGAUACACCAUCUAACACACCUGAUCAUGAUCAAAAGCCGGACAUUACUCAAACUUUUUAUACUAGUACUCAUUCUGUUUCUGAUAGUUUGGAUGGUAAACAUCAGUUGGCAGACGUUGGACACCUACUAUCAAAGCCCAGUACUUCAGGAGAGAGGUUAGCACAGGAAGCAGUACAGGGGGGGGUGGGACGCAAUUGGAAGCAUGUUGGCGAUACAACUGGUCAAGUGGUGAUGCAGGGUCCAGGAUGUUUUUCCUGCAGACUCUGUGGAAGCGUUUACAAGCACCUUGCUUCGCUGACCCAGCACCUCGAAGUGCAUCGCAACCAGACGACCUGCAUCCUAUGUCACACCACUCUCAGUCGUAGAACCGACCUGCGACGUCAUAUGCGUCUGAAACAUAACAUGCAAUGGCAAAAAACGAUGCAGAGGCAACGCAGUCCGAAAAAAAAAUUGGACUCGUAAUUUUGAAUGACCACCCACCACCUCCUCGUUAGAUUUUUUUUUUUUCCUUUUCUUUUAUUUACUUUAUUUAAUUUUAUUUUAUCG